Molecule: messenger RNA, 4408 nt
Organism: Engraulis encrasicolus (European anchovy)
Lineage: Eukaryota; Metazoa; Chordata; Actinopteri; Clupeiformes; Engraulidae
Product: seizure 6-like protein
Exons: 20
Coding region: 1-2889 (962 amino acids)
Biological process (GO): synapse maturation; regulation of protein kinase C signaling
Cellular component (GO): neuronal cell body; endoplasmic reticulum
Source: RefSeq, a predicted model, not a curated record
AUGGAACCGCAGCAGCAGCAGCAGCAGCAGCCAGUGGUUUUGGCGAAACGGUGCGGUGCGGUGUGGUGUGGUGCGGUGUGGUGUGGUGUGCAUGUCUUUGGUUGUGCGGAGGAGGCGAGGCCAGACGCCCCCGCCGCACCACCCUCCCCAGGAGCUCCGCGAGGAGGAGCAGGAGGAGCAGGAGGAGGAGCAGGGGCAGCCUCGGUCGGGCAGGGCCUGCUGGAGUCUGUGCUAGCCCGCCGGGACCAGCUUCUCUCCCAGGUGGUGCUGCCCAUGCCCAGCGCGCUGCCCCAGGGCCUGCUGCCCAUCCUGGGGAAGCAGCUGGAGGGAGCCACCGGGGUGGACCUGGACCUGGACCUCUCCCCGGAGCAGGAGGGACUGCUGAAGAGGAUGCUGCCUGGGGCCGCUGCUGCCGCGGCUGGGGUGGGGGCAGGAGGAGCAGGAGGAGGAGGCCCAGGGGUGGGGAAGGGGACUGGAGGCCUGGAGGUGGGGGCAGGAGGAGGAGAAGGAGGAGACCUGAGGGAGAAGCAGGAAGACACUACAAAUUCCAGAGGCACCCACAACCAAGCCACGCCCACUACCACCGAGCCGGGCACACUGUCACCAGCAUCCAGCUGCAUGAUCAAUUUCUCGGACCCCGAGGGCUACAUCGACUCCUCCGACGACCCGCCGCUCCCAGACGGAGCCUUCCUGCAGUGCACAUACACCGUCACCGUCUACACCGGAUACGGAGUAGAGCUACAGAUCAAGAGUGUCAAUCUGUCAGAAGGCGAGCAGCUGUCAAUCAGAGGGUUGAAUGAGGCGGGCUCUCUGAUAGUCCUGGCCAAUCACACGCUCCUGGUGGAGGGUCAGGUGAUCCGCAGCCCGACCAAUAGCAUCUCUGUCUUCUUCCGCUCUUUUCCUGAUGGACCAAUGGGGACCUUCCAACUGCACUACCAAAUCUUCAGCCUGAGCUGUGCGUUGCCGCGGCGGCCCCACUUCGGCGAGGUGUCGGUGCUGAACCUGCACCCGGGCGGCGUGGCGCGUUUCCACUGCCAUAUGGGCUACCACCUCCAAGGGGCAGCGCAGAUCACCUGCCUAAAUGCCUCCAUGCCCAUCUGGAGUGCCAAGGAGCCCGCCUGCAGAGCUCUGUGUGGUGGCUCGGUAAAGAACGCUUCAGUGGGGCGCGUGCUGUCCCCCUCCCCGGCCCCCCACGGGGCCCCCCCCAACGGCACAGAGGGGGGCCACACCUGCUCCUGGUCUCUGGAGGCCCCCGCGGGACAGAGGCUUCACCUGCACCUGGAGAGAAUGAACCUGGGCACUUCGGAGAGGUUGGUGCUGUGGAGUGGUGUGGAUGCGGGCUCGGUGGUCCUGUAUGACUCGGCCCGGGGGUCCGGCAUCCCGUUUGAGGGCGUGAUCAGCGAGGGCCCUGCGGUGCGGGUGCAGUUCACCAGCCAGCAGCUACCGGCACCCUCCAGCCACCUCACUGGCUUCAACAUCAGAUACGAGGCCUUCGAGAAGGGCCACUGCUACGAGCCGUACAUCCAGAACGGCAACUUCAGCACCACCGACCCGGCGUACGGGGUCGGGGCCGUGGUCCAGUUUACCUGUGACCCGGGACACUCGCUGGAGCAGGGGCCCCCCGUCAUCGAGUGCAUCAACACCCGCGACCCCUACUGGAACGACACCGAGCCCCUGUGCAAAGCCCUGUGUGGGGGAGACCUGGCGGGCCCCAGUGGUGUGAUCCUGUCCCCUAAUUGGCCGGAUGCGUACGGGGAGGGAGAGGACUGCAGCUGGAGGAUACACGUGGGGGAGGACAAACGCAUCCUACUGGACGUACAGCUCCUGAAUCUGAGUGACAGUGACAUGGUGACCAUCCUGGAUGGUGACGAGGUGGCGACGCGCAUCCUUGGCCAGUACGUGGGGGGCGCCAGUCCCUUCAAGCUGUCCUCCAGCACCCCCGACCUGACCAUCACCUUCCACUCCGACCCCGCCGGCAUGGUGUUCGGCAAGGGAGAGGGCUUCAUCAUCAACUACAUGGAGGUGUCGCGUAACGACUCGUGCCCGGACCUGCCUGAGAUCCAGAAUGGCUGGAAGACCACGUCCCACACGGCGUUGGUUCGGGGGGCGCGCAUCACCUACCAGUGCGACCCCGGAUACGACCUGGUGGGACGGGAGACCCUCACCUGCCAACUAGACCUCACAUGGAGCACACAGCCCCCCUUCUGUGAAAAGAUCAUGUACUGUUCGGACCCGGGUCAUGUGGACCACUCGACCCGCACCCUGUCGGACCCCAAGUUGCUGGUCGGCACCUCUAUCCAGUACACCUGCAAUCCCGGCUUCAUCCUGCAGGGGGGCGCCACACUCACCUGUUACGGGAGGGAGCCGGGAACUCCUGUCUGGACCUCCCGCCUGCCUCACUGUGUCUCGGAGGACUCUGUGUCGUGUGAGAACCCCGGCCUGCCUGAUCAUGGCUACCAGGUGCUGUCCAAGAGACUAUACCUGCCGGGGGAGUCUCUUACCUUCAUGUGCUACCAAGGCUACGAGCUGGACGGGGAGUUCGCCAUCAAGUGCAUUCUGGGAAACCCCUCCACCUGGAGCGGUCCCCUGCCCGUAUGCAGAGCGCGGCCAGACUGCUUUGGUAACCACGCCUUGGAAGUGGCGGAGGCGGCGGCCGGCUCCCAUCUGGACGGGGGCAACAUGGCGCUGGCCAUCUUCAUCCUGGUACUUCUGCUCUCCGUGCUGCUUGGCGGCCUCUAUGUCUAUGUCACGAGGUGUCGCUAUCACUCGAACCUGCGCCUGCCUCUGAUCUACCCUCACCCGUACAGCCAGAUGACUGUGGAGACGGAGUUUGACAACCCACUCUACGAGACAGGAGGGGACACAAGAGAGUACGAGGUGUCAAUAUGAUGACGAACAGGAAGCUCCUGGCGACCCAUCGUGGCCCCUCCCCUCACUUUAAUAUGUGUACAUAGCCCCGCCCCUUUGCUCCUGUUCCUCAGCCUCAUCAAAGAGUGUAGAUUAGAGAAAGAGGAUUCAAACGCCGCCCACCCAAUGCAAAGGAGAGUGCUCAAGUUUGGUCUUCUAAGGGGGCGUUGUCCCCUCCAUCUUCUUCUCUUUCUGUGGCAUUUGGUGAAGGCUUGCAUGAGAUGUGCGCUAUACUGCCAUCUACAGUGCCAAGGGAACUCAAUUUAUUCCCAGGACAUCCAUAGGUCUCCUAACCGCAGGUCUCCUAAAGGGGCAUUCACAAGACACCACACUGAUCCAGGAAAUGCACGGGUUUGAAGUAUCUUACUUACUCUAAUCUGCUCUCUUUGGCUCAUCCAACUUGUCUGCAGUAUGCACAGCUGCCACUAGGGGUCAGGCAAACACAAGCUGAGAGGGUUGCAAGGAUCGAAAACAGGAAGAGAGGCAAAGAGGCACGGAGAGAGAAGAGAAGAGGAGAGAGGGGAACUAGGUGAGAGGUGGAGAGUACAUGUGACAUACAGAGAGAGAGAGAGAGAGAGAGAGAGAGAGAGAGAGAGAGAGAGAGAAUGUGAUGGAAAGUGUGUGGAGAGUAUGUUUGUGUGAGCUGGGAGGUGGAGAGUAGGCCUACAUGUCAGAGAGAGAGAGAGAGAGAGAGAGAGAGAGAGAGAGAGAGAGAGUUUGUGUUUGUGUGGAGAGUAUGAGUGUGUGUUAUUGUGAGGUAGGUUAUCAAUAGGAGUAUGUGUGAAGAAGACAAUGCGUUGCUCUGUGUUGGUGAGUAUGGUGAUUUGGAGAGAGAUGCUCAGAGAGGUGUGUGAUAGACACAGAUGAAGUCUUUGCAGUACUUGUACAGUAGCCUACGUACAACCUGAGCGUUGCUUACUCGAGACAUAACAAUAAUGGUUAUGGUUCUGAAGUAGGUGUUUAAAACAAAAAUAACACAUGCACUUGAUUUUAGUAAAGCAUUCAUUUCUCAUCUAAACAUUUUGGAGAGAAAGAGGUAAAGGGAAAAAGGAGAGAGAGAUAGAGAGAGAGAUAGAGAGAGAGAGAGCUGGGUACACAAAGGCUGGGUACAUGAACUGUCACAAGCUGCGCUGGCAUUUUCUGUAAAAUACUUGACUGACACACGCUGAAAGGACACCUUGAAAUGGCACCUUCUGUUCAAAGGCAGAUCUGUGGAACGAAUUUAAACCUAACCAGUCUGUCUAAAAAAACCCUUCCUGCCUGCAGUCAUUUUUACAGCUUUGUACUGUAAACAGUUUUUAGAACAGGUUUUGGUAGUCAACAACCCCCCAUUGCAAGUAACAUAAAAAAACAAAAUCUACAAGGAAAAAAGAUGUAUUUAUUUUGAUGUAAAUGUGAUGUUUUCUGCUGAUCAGUGUACAUUCUUUUGUUUUGAAAGUAAUAAAAAAGGAAUAUGAAACUGGUUUCCCUAAAUAACUAGUGAAAUAAAUACAAUAGAUUU